Molecule: messenger RNA, 1149 nt
Organism: Peronospora matthiolae
Lineage: Eukaryota; Oomycota; Peronosporomycetes; Peronosporales; Peronosporaceae
Source: the annotation of a GenBank genome assembly
AUGCCUAAAGAGCGCUUCAACAUGAGCCCGUAUCAUCCGCUGCCACUUACGUUGAAAGACCAACGCACUCUGCUCGAGCUUGAGAGUGACUUGGUGGAAGACACUUUCCAGAAGUAUGAGAAGUUUGUCCUGAGCAACUCGCAAGUGAACUUGGCGCGUUGGAAACACGUCAAGUCCAAGGACGAUCUCCACAUUUAUGUGAAACGCACCAACGGGUCAAAGGGGAAGCAAACCAGUACACAGUGCUGUCGCUCCCCAGAAGAGAAGUGCACGGGCACAUCAAAGCCUGUUGUGCUGAGCGUUGGCACGUUCACGGGGCAGCUGGACGACCUCAUGUACGGCACAGUGAACCCGACCGAUGACAUCAUGCAAGUCAAAGCUUCGUAUGUCCACGAUUACAGUGAUGGGGCGGUGCUGGCUACGCUAGUCAAGCCCACGCCAGCCGAUCCGUUCCGCUCCGUGACAGUCAAGUGGCUACAAAUUGAUCUUCCUCUAAGCUACACAAAGCUGAUCAAAGACCGAGACUUCCUUUGUCUAGAAGCUUCGGGUAUCCUUCAUUUCGCGAAUGGAGAGAGGGUCGGCUACCUGAUGCUGCACUCAAUUGACUCACCACUUGUGCAACCGCUCCCCAAUGUUGUGCGUGCAAAGCACUACAUCACUGGAUUCUUCCGGCAAAUUGCUCCCAAUGUCAUCGACACGUUCGCCUUUGACUCAGUCGAUCCGGGUGGCGCGAUCAUGGAUUCGCUAUUGUUACCAGUAUGCGCCAAUGCGCUUUUGUCAGCCACAAACUACGUCGAGUGUGGAUUGAUGAAGAAGCUCACGUGGAUGCUCCAAAAACGACAGAUCUCGUUGGGCGUGGGGAACGUGGCACCACUGUUACGCUGUGAAGACUUCUGCGUCACGUGCAAUCGCGACGUGCAACCAGGUGUCAUCAAGCACCUGUGGAAGGACAAGUGUUCGAUGUGCUUGGGUGAGUUGUGCUUCGGGUGCAAACAAGUCAAGACCAUGAGCUUCCUCACCCGAGAUCGCAAGGUAGUACGACGCAAGGUCACCUUCUGCAGUGCGUGUAUUACGAUGGGCUUUCGAGUAGACGCUUUGGACGCAGCACGCGACCAAGCCGAUGGCUACCGGCCUUACAACACUUGCUAG